Molecule: messenger RNA, 1689 nt
Organism: Xyrauchen texanus (razorback sucker)
Lineage: Eukaryota; Metazoa; Chordata; Actinopteri; Cypriniformes; Catostomidae
Product: histone H2B-like
Exons: 1
Coding region: 30-404 (124 amino acids)
Cellular component (GO): nucleosome
Molecular function (GO): protein heterodimerization activity; DNA binding; structural constituent of chromatin
Source: RefSeq, a predicted model, not a curated record
GACUCUUUAGUUUGACUCGUUGAUUCAUAAUGCCUGAACCUGCGAAGUCCGCCCCGAAGAAGGGAUCUAAGAAGGCCGUCACGAAGGCCGCCGGUAAGGGAGGAAAGAAGCGCAGAAAGUCCAGGAAGGAGAGUUACGCUAUCUAUGUGUACAAAGUUCUGAAGCAGGUCCAUCCUGACACCGGGAUCUCCUCCAAGGCGAUGGGCAUCAUGAACUCCUUCGUCAACGACAUCUUUGAGCGCAUCGCCGGUGAGUCGUCUCGUCUCGCUCACUACAACAAGCGCUCCACCAUCACAUCGAGAGAGAUCCAGACCGCCGUGCGUCUGCUGCUGCCCGGUGAACUGGCCAAACACGCCGUGUCUGAGGGCACAAAGGCCGUCACCAAGUACACCAGCUCCAAGUAAAGUGAAGCUCCAGCUGCACCCAAAGGCUCUUUUAAGAGCCACCCAUGAGCUCAUUUAAAAGAGUUUAUUGUUCUAGGACACAAGGAAGUUUAUAAACCGGUUUGUUUUCAGCCAGUCAUCAGAGAAAUGUUGUUCUCUAUCAAGGUCUUAUUUGUAAUGGAUUAUAAAUAAUUAACUGGUAAAGAAGCUUUUUUUUUUGUUUAAUGUUAAUCUACAAUAUUCUUUAAAACGGAUCUGAAUAUAUUCAAAUAUAUCUCCUGAUCCUCCUGUAAUUAUUGUUUUAAUGUUUCUUUGGGGGGGGGGCUUGUGACUUUAAUAAACUGAAAGUGUUUAUUUAGAGAGAGGUGUUAGAAACAAACCAAACACAGAAGCAAGAUGAAAGACUUGCAUGAAUUCUGUAACCAUAAUAAAAUAAUUAACACCCAAACUGAUGCAUCCAGUAAUUCUGUAUGACCGAAAAAAAAAGCUUUUAAAAGAUUUGACCUUUUUUUAAUACAAUGAAAACUGAAAGAAAAGUUACUCUCCUCAUUAAAGUUUUACUUUUGCCACUAGGUUGUUCUGUUGUAUAAAUAUAUAAAAAAUAAAUAAUUAUGCCCAUACACUUUCAAAACAUCAAAAUAAAUAAAUUAAAAGUGAGACCGGAGCAACCCCUGGGCAUGAACACUAUUGUUGUAUUUCAUGAGAGACAAAGUUUUCUUCCUCCAGGGGGUAUUUGGUAACUCCGAAAACUUUCUGAUAGUGGAGGAUUCGGAUUUCUUUUCGGACAUUUUUACAUUAGUUAUAUUUAAUAAUAAAAACAAAAAAAGAUAAUUGCAAGGAUUGAAACAUGUGAAUGGAAAUAAGCUGCAACAGUCUCUAUAAAAGUAGUUUUUUAAAUCCUCAUCCAGUUUUAUUAAAUGAGUGUGAUUGGCCCGUCCUGGCCAGCGCUAAAAAAGUAACGAGUAUCACGUGUGUCAUCUGUGCUGUUCGGCCGCAGUCAGGACCUCUGUACAAACAUUGUAGCUAAAGAUUCAUUUUCCUGACAAACUUUACUUACCAUUGAAAUAAAAACAGACCUCUCCGCCAUCGUCGUUCAAAACCAGUUUGACUUUUUUCAUUGGAGUAACACAAGAUUGAGGGACGAGAGGAUCGUGAUUAUAAUAUCUGAUGCAUUGUUUCCGUCCCUUUGAACUAUUAUUCAUUUUCAGCAGGUUUCAGUUUCUCUGCAUUUAUGUUCGGAUUCUGAUGGCCAAAAAGUGAGCGCAUAUUAUUGCUUGUUUCCCUUCAACUAAUGGGCUAUAUGCAU